Ostertagia ostertagi is the source of this 1284-nucleotide messenger RNA. The record is from the annotation of a GenBank genome assembly. NCBI's taxonomy places the organism in Eukaryota, Metazoa, Nematoda, Chromadorea, Rhabditida, Trichostrongylidae.
AUGAUAGAGUACAAGCGGUUCAAGUAUAAGGCAAAGCUGGCAGAUGAAACGGUGGAUGCUUACAACUAUUACGGGGACGAAUCGGUACCCCGUGUAGCUGAAACAAUGAAUGAGCAGAUGAAGUGUAUCGACUAUACCUUCAAUGUAGGUGGUCACUUCCAGGCGGCUGGGCAUCUGGCCAUAGGCUGGAAUGUUGGUAUCGGCGGAAGAACACUGAACGCAGAGCGGCUGGAUGUAGGCACGGCUUGGAAUGUGAUCUUGGCUAGUCCGGAUGGGUACCACCCACCAUUAAUGACUGCGCGGAAGGCAGCGCCCCUACAAACCAUGGUACCAACAUCCCAGAUCGGAAGAGCUGCACGCACCCGCCGCCGGAUGGAACGCAAAGAAGAAAAAGGCGAAGUGGAAGAUGCUAACCUGGUAUUGAGAUCGGUAAUUAUGAAGGCAGAUGGCAGCAUCCAGGUAUUGGGUGAGGAAUCUUAUUCUGUGACCACCACCUACUAUAACGGUCGUACCACGCACACCCGCACCACCUACUAUUAUAAUGAUAUUAUGGCCAUGGAGAUAGGUAGCGAUGGAGAAAUGCGUUGGGUGAAAAAAAUACCUAAAUCACAGGCUGGUAUGUCUGGCAGAGGCGGUAUGUCUUUCAAGAGCUUUAACUACAAUGGCGACACGUACUUCUUCUUUAUGGACCACAAAAAGAACCUGGACAUUAAAAAGGAUGAGACCCCGGCCACCCAUUCCGAUGGCGCUGGCGGUAUCCUGAUGGCGGUGCGGAUUGACCAGGAUGGCAAUAUGAAAAAGGACGCCAUUUUCGAUGUGCGUGAAGAUAAACUGACGCUGACGGUCUCCGACUUUAAGCGGGUAGACAAUCACCAGAUCAUGGCCGGUAAGAUCGAUUAUAUCCUCGUUAGCGGAGACAAUGGAGACGAAGCGUAUAAUGAGCCGGAGACCAUGCAGGCAGACCUGCUGGCCGGCGGCAUCCCGCCCGAUCGUAUCAUCCUGGACUACGCCGGUUUCCGGACACUGGAUAGCAUUGUACGUUGUAAGGAAGUAUUUGGUGAAGACAAUAUCAUUGUUAUCUCGCAGCAGUUCCAUAAUGAGCGGGCCUUGUUUAUAGCACGCUAUAAAGACAUUGAUGCAAUCGGGUUUAAUGCCACGGAUAUAAGUAUGAAGCGGGGCUUUAUGGUACAGGCGCGUGAGAAACUGGCGCGGGUAAAAAUGGCGCUUGAUCUGCUGGUAAAUAAGGAGCCUAAGUUUUACGGGCCAAAGAUCAGGAUCGGUUGA